AUAGUUCCGCCUACUGAUGUGAAUCAAGUCAUGAUGCACAUCCUCAUGAAAAUAAGAAGGUGGAUAACCAUUGCAAGCCUGGAAGGCAUUAAUAUCCUUUUAUUUGUUAAUCAUUCUGCUAAGACUCAUUUCAUUCAUUCAAUUAUCAAACCUUCAUUCAAUUUUCAAGUUAAUCCUGCUGUUCAUGCUGGAAGUUCAUGGUCCAUCCACUGUUUCAAUUUAAUUUGUUUUAAAUUUUAAGUCCUGCCUACUCUUAAUUUUGCUUUCUGAAAUGCAUGAAAAGAACAUGGUAAUGAGCAUGAAUGCUUCUGACACUUAGGUAUCUGAAACAAUGCAUCUUCAUGCGUUUCAUCUAUUUCACACCUGAAACAUAAAUGUGAAAUGUGAUUGCCUAAUGCAGUCCAGGUGUCCCUCAUUUGAGCCUAGAUAUCAUUGUCACUUCUUGAAUUAUGUGAGCAUACAUUCACAUAAUUAUGCAUAGUGAUUUUAGGUGCUCUAUUUUGAUUUGCCAACUGCUCUUUGAAGAUAGGUACCUAAUCUCUUUAAGGAAAGUUUUUUUUUUGCUGAAGGUGCUCCUGCUCUCAUUUAGAACAAUGGGCAAUUACACUUUUUAAAUGAAUAAAAGCUAGCAGGUACCUACCUACUAGAAAGUGAUUUACAGAGUGAGAUUAGGCAUUGUAAAUGCAAUGAAGUCAUUGUUGGUGAGUUGCGAGGUGAAUUAAAAUAGCUGACAUUUUCAUCAGUAGCUGUGAAUUGUGGCAAUGCCCAGGUCACUGACCAUUGACAUUAAAAAAAGAUGCAGUGAUAUCAGUGAUGUCAGAUCAGCUAUGUUAAUUGGUUCUCUAGCUGCACUUGUGCCUUGCCUUCUGUUCUCAGUCCUUGCUCCUACAUCAAGACAAAGACUCCUGGCCAACCACCAUGCCCAGGACAAGCUGUGCUCAAGCCAAGAUCCUGUCCUCUCUCCUGUGGAUUCCUGAUCAGAGAAGAAAUGGAUUCAGAUAUAAUCUAUCCCACAACCUAACCUAACCAUGUCGAAGAUCGGAAUCAACGGAUUCGGCCGCAUCGGCCGCCUGGUGGUGCGGGCCGCCCUCGAGAAGGGAGCCGAGGUCGUGGCCGUCAACGACCCGUUCAUCAACCUGGAGUACAUGGUGUACAUGUUCAAGUAUGACUCGACCCACGGCCGCUACAAGGGCGAGGUCAAGGCUGAGGAUGGCUGCCUGGUCAUUGACGGCAAGAAGAUCACCGUCUUCAACGAGAUGAAGCCUAACAACAUUCCGUGGUCGAAGGCGGGCGCCGAGUACAUCGUCGAGUCCACCGGCGUGUUCACCACCAUCGAGAAGGCCAGCGCUCACUUCGACGGCGGGGCCAAGAAGGUGGUCAUCUCGGCGCCCUCGGCCGAUGCGCCCAUGUUCGUCUGCGGCGUCAACCUGGACGCCUACUCGCCCGACAUGAAGGUGGUCUCGAACGCCUCUUGCACCACCAACUGCCUGGCGCCGGUGGCCAAGGUGAUCCACGACAACUUCACCAUCGUGGAGGGCCUGAUGACCACCGUGCACGCCACCACGGCCACCCAGAAGACGGUGGACGGCCCGAGCGGCAAGAACUGGCGCGACGGCCGCGGCGCCGGCCAGAACAUCAUCCCCGCCUCGACCGGCGCCGCCAAGGCCGUCGGCAAGGUGAUCCCCGACCUGAACGGCAAGCUGACCGGCAUGGCGUUCCGCGUGCCCACCCCGGACGUGUCCGUGGUGGAUCUCACCUGCCGGCUAGCCAAGCCCGCCCCCAUGGAGGAGAUCAAGAAGAAGAUCCAGGAGGCCGCCAACGGCCCCAUGCAGGGCAUCCUCGGCUACACCGACGAGCAGGUGGUGUCCAACGACUUCCUCACAGACUCCCGCUCCAGCAUCUUCGACGCUGGCGCCUGCAUCCAGCUCAACGACACCUUCGUCAAGCUGGUCUCCUGGUACGACAACGAGUACGGCUACUCUCACCGUGUCGUCGACCUGAUCAAGUUCAUGCAGUCUAAGCAGUAAGCUGCCGCCGCGGCCUGCUCUGCUGCGUGCUCCAGCGGUCGGUCGGGCGGCCCGGCGGGCGGCUGAGGGCGGUCCGAGGGCACCCUGUCCCCCGUCCCUGCCCCCGCCCGGCCCCGGGCGCCAGUCACAGUCAUCUCCGUGUCCGCACUCUAUCCUGGCGCGCGCCGCGCCGUAGUCCGCUGGCCGGCGCCGCCUCUCUCCCUCUCUCCUCCUCUCCGUCUGUCAGUCUCUCUGUCUUUGUCUCUCUCCUCGGCUCUCCUCAGGUGUAGCGCCGCUGUCUCGGCCGUCUGUGGACGGCGGCUGCCCAGCAGCUUACUGCCGCCCGCGGACGGGCUAGUCGUUAUCGAAUCGUGAUGUUGAAUUCUCCGGAAUAAAACAAUGAAAUGUG
Molecule: messenger RNA, 2415 nt
Organism: Amphibalanus amphitrite
Lineage: Eukaryota; Metazoa; Arthropoda; Thecostraca; Balanomorpha; Balanidae
Product: glyceraldehyde-3-phosphate dehydrogenase 2-like
Exons: 5
Coding region: 1029-2027 (332 amino acids)
Biological process (GO): glucose metabolic process
Molecular function (GO): oxidoreductase activity, acting on the aldehyde or oxo group of donors, NAD or NADP as acceptor; NADP binding; NAD binding
Source: RefSeq, a predicted model, not a curated record